Nymphaea colorata (pocket water lily) is the source of this 792-nucleotide messenger RNA. RefSeq names its product cytochrome b-c1 complex subunit 7-2, mitochondrial-like. NCBI's taxonomy places the organism in Eukaryota, Viridiplantae, Streptophyta, Magnoliopsida, Nymphaeales, Nymphaeaceae. Gene Ontology annotation, biological process: mitochondrial electron transport, ubiquinol to cytochrome c. The record is from RefSeq and is a predicted model, not a curated record. The coding region runs from base 123 to 491 and encodes 122 amino acids. The transcript has 4 exons.
GCGGGGGAGGAGGAGGAGGGGAGGAGGGCGCGGCCGAGCGUCCAUAAUAAUUGGAGGCUUGCGGAAGGGUCGAGAGAAGGGAGAGAACACAGAGAGCCGGAGAGAUUUGGAGCUUUGCUUCCAUGGACGCGUUCUUGAGAUCGUUCCUGAAUCCAUCCCGCAACUGGUUUGCUGCCCAGCAUUGCAAGGCCAUCUCCAAGCGCCUGAAGAAAUAUGGGCUUCGUUACGACGAUCUCUAUGACCCCAUGUUCGACCUUGACAUUAAGGAAGCCCUUUCUCGUCUCCCGAAAGAGGUUGUAGAUGCCCGGACCCAGCGGCUCAAGCGCGCCAUGGAUCUGUCCAUGAAGCACGAGUACCUUCCCGAAGACUUACAGGCUUUGCAAACACCCUUUAGGGGCUACCUGCAGGAGAUGCUGGCUCUUGUCAAAAAAGAGAGAGCAGAGCGUGACGCAUUGGGAGCUCUGCCUUUGUACCAACGAACCAUCCCUUGAUCAUCAUUUAGGACUCAUGAGUGUAACCGAUCCAACAAAAGGAGCAUCAAAUGAAACCUUCUUCUUGAGAUCCCUGUGCUAAAUGGAUAGCAGACACAGAACAUUGUUUUCAAUGUUCUAGUUUCUUAAGCAUUUGCUUGCAAUAAUGUAUCCCAAAUUGUUCGUAUAUACAAUGAUUAUCAUGUUCUUUGAACUGUUCUUUUUCUUUAGAAGCAUGUGAGCCUGAUUUUGUUGUGGCAGACCUCUUCCAGAGAAACAAUGAAUAACCUAGUUAUUGAAAGGGAUGUAUCCAUUUAUUGAA